Molecule: messenger RNA, 1057 nt
Organism: Aegilops tauschii subsp. strangulata
Lineage: Eukaryota; Viridiplantae; Streptophyta; Magnoliopsida; Poales; Poaceae
Source: RefSeq, a predicted model, not a curated record
UCCACUCAUCGCCGCCGCCGCUCCACCGAAUCCACAUCGGGAUCCAUCCCGCAUCCACCUUGUCUUCAGCCACAACCAACCAGAGCAGGGCUCGACCUUCUCUGCCCGAUCCACCCAACCGGUCUCCACCUUCCCCUUGAUCCAUUCCAUCGCCCGAGCUCCUCCUUCCCCGAAGCAACUCCUCGUGCGCCCUUCCUCGACUCUGCUGCCUCACCGGACCCGGACCUCCCUGCGACCAAGCUCGCCGGAGUGCCACCAGGCCACUUCCCCAUGCCCAGAUGCUCCACCGCUGCCUUGCUUCGUCCUCUUCGUCCUCCCGCAGUGGAAUAGCUCCCGAGCUCGUGGAUGCCCGGCGCCCGAGGCCUCCUGCCUCCCUGAUGCUCGUCGCCCCGAGCCCCAGUGCUCCAAGGACGAACAAGAGGAGCCCCGUUCGCGCCAUGGAUCCCUGCCUCGUCGGAUCCAAGGUGGAUCCAUCCGUCCCCGCCGUUUCCCGCGACCCGGAUCCGCCGCCGCCUGCCGUUUCUUGCCUCUGCCUCGCGCUAUGCUCGCCCGAGCCUCACCUCCAGGACCCCCACCAUCGCCGGAGCAGACCAGCGCCCCGCCGUCGUCGACGACCGAACCAUCAGGCCGUCCCCUGGCCCUUGCCUUUUCUUUCGGUUUCUCCUCGCUGUCUCUCCUUUCUAAACUCUGUCGCUCUCUGCGUUUGUUCACAGGAGCAUGCCCCGCAUGGCCGCGCGCCCGUGCCGACCUUCCCUCGCCAGAUCCAGCGCUCCACCUCGCCUCGCCGUCCCUGUCGCCAAGUCCGUCCACGGUCGUCGCCCCCUGCAUCCUCUGCUUCGAGCAGGAGGACAAGCGCUCGCCCGCGUGCGUUGACCGCGUCCCGCGACCGCGACCCCCAAGCCGGCCUCUUCACCCGCCAGCCCAGCCAGAUCCAGCCCAACUUCCGAUAACGUCGCGUUUGUGAGGAUUUGUUCGAAUUCGUCCGUUUGUCUUCUUCAUGGACUCGUUCUUCUUCCUAGCGGAAUCUCAGGCAAGAUGACCAUACCCUCAAAAUCAC